CCCGGUUACAAAAAAAGCGUGUAGUGCUCCUACAACCGCACGGUUUGAGCGCAUAGCUCGUGUGCGCGACAGAAAUCAUAGUCACUGCCUGCACAGCAGACCGUGUGCCAUAGUAUUCCCUACACGCCAAGAUCUGGAUGGCACAGUCCUUGCUUGACAAGAACACCCUGUUGCUUCUCGCCUGCUCGUUUCUGCUGCAGUCCGAUCAGAAUCUCCUAGCGCCGCACUUAACGACGGUUGCCCAUGAGUUCGGCAUGAAUGACGUCCAGCGCGACGAAAAGCUGGGCGGCGAACUUGCGAUGGGACUAUUCCUACUCGGAGCGCCGGCUGCUCUCGCGAUCGGUGCGUGCGCCGAUCGCUAUCCUCGGAAACUCCUCCUCGUCAUCAUACUGCUCGUCGGCGGCGCCGCGUCGUUAGGCACUGCGCUCGCGCGCAGCUACUCCGACUUGUUCUGGAUGCGCGCCUUGACCGGUGUGUCGCUCGGGUCAGCUCUUCCUGUCACGUUUUCACUCGUGGGCGACAUGUUCGCACCGUCGCAGCGGACGGCGGCGAGCGGUCGCGUGGGAGUGGCCAUGUCUGCGGGAGUCGGCUUCGGACAAGCGAUGAGCGGCUUUCUUGGCGCGUGGCUAGCAUCUUGGCGGGCACCCUUCGUAGUCGUCGGCGUGCUGUUCGUCGCCCUUGCGGCGAUCGUCUGGAUUGCAUUCAUAGAACCGAGGCGUGGCGCGUUCGAUGACACGGGUUCGGACGAGGACGAGCCUCGUGCCGAAACGGCACGACGCGAUCUGGCAGCGGUUUUUCGGACGCCGACGGCGCUGCUCGUGUUUCUACAAGGGAUACCAGGUUGCGUGCCAUGGGGCGUCAUUAUCGUCUAUUUACAAGACUACUUACAAGCGGACCUCGGCCUCAGCCUCGAGCGAAGCGCAAUGGUGCUCACGUGCUUUGCAAUUGGCGGCUUCGGCGGCCAAUUUAUUGGCGGAGAGCUCGGCCAACGACUCUAUUCGUGGCGCAAGUCUGCAGCGGCGUGGCAUAUGUCCAUAGCUGAAUUGCUGUCGGUCCCGCCACUCGUCGUAAUUCUCACGACGACCAAAGCAGACGCCAGCUUCGAAAAAUUGGCACCCGUAGCCGUGGUGCUCGGCCUGCUCGCCACGCAAACUGGCCCGAUCGUUCGAGCUUGCCUGACCAACACGACCGCUCCCCGGGCCAGAGCCUCGGCUUUUGCCGUGUUUGCUCUGUUCGACGACCUCGGUAAAGGGUUCGGCCCAGUUGUUAUUGCACGACUGGUGCGAGCGUAUGGUCGCCGGCGGGCGUUCGUAAUUGCGACCAUUUUUGGCUGGGGCGUCGGUUCCCUAGUUAAUGCGGCGAUCACCCUGACGCUUGAAGCCGACGAGCGGCGGCUCCGUUCCACGAACGAGUUCGAGCUCGUGCCCACCGAGACGCUCGGCGGCGCUGAACAGCUCCAUCGCCGCUCGCCAAGUCACUCGCCCGACGGCGACGCCGGCUUGAUCUACUUGGAUGCGACGUGAAAACCACCGACACCGCGUCGACGGCGUUCGGGGC
Molecule: messenger RNA, 1557 nt
Organism: Pelagomonas calceolata
Lineage: Eukaryota; Pelagophyceae; Pelagomonadales; Pelagomonadaceae
Source: the annotation of a GenBank genome assembly